Messenger RNA from Plectropomus leopardus (leopard coralgrouper), 517 nucleotides. The record is from RefSeq and is a predicted model, not a curated record. NCBI's taxonomy places the organism in Eukaryota, Metazoa, Chordata, Actinopteri, Perciformes, Serranidae.
AUCUUCUCCAUCCUUGAAGAGGAGUGCAUGUUCCCCAAGGCUACAGACACUUCUUUCAAGAACAAGCUGCACGAUCAGCAUCUUGGCAAGACCAAGGCCUUUGAGAAGCCAAAGCCUGGAAAGGGCAAGGCUGAAGCUCACUUCUCUCUGGUUCACUAUGCUGGUACAGUGGACUACAAUAUCGCUGGCUGGCUGGAAAAGAACAAGGACCCUCUGAACGACUCAGUUGUUCAGCUCUACCAGAAAGCUUCAAAUAAACUGCUGUCAAUGCUGUAUGCAACCCAUGCUUCUGCUGAGGAGGCUGGUGGUGGAAAGAAGGGUGGUGGAAAGAAGAAGGGUGGUUCCUUCCAGACUGUGUCUGCUCUUUUCAGGGAGAACUUGGGCAAACUGAUGACCAACUUGAGGAGCACUCAUCCUCAUUUUGUGCGCUGUCUGAUUCCAAAUGAGUCAAAGACCCCAGGUCUCAUGGAGAACCACUUGGUCAUCCACCAGCUGAGGUGUAACGGUGUGCUGGAGG